UUACUUCUCCACCCCCGGAUACCGAACAGACACAACAGGAGAGUUUUCAGCGUGUCGCUGUCACUGUAACUUGUGUAGAAGCCGAAUAAAGGCUGAUGAGAACUGCACAAAAAGAAGCCGAAUAAAGGCUGAUGCGAAUUGCACAAAAAGCCAGACCAGGGGACUCAGCAGCACCUGGAUACAAACAGCAUAAAUUCUGCAGAGCCGAGACAGGCAGAUAUUGUAUGCGCUCUUCAGCACCUGAACAAGAGAGUGGCGGAGCUCUGUGCCGCAUCUGAAUAACGCGGAACCGCAGCACAUUAGCGUCUGGAUUACGUUUAGAAGCAGCGCACCUGGGCAACAAGGUGCUUGAGCUCUGCUGCAUCUCAUUGGUCCAUACAAAGGCUUAGUGCUUUUGGCACAUUGGUGAUGUGUGUAGCAGUACAGCACCGAGUGGGAACUGAAUAACAAUGAUAUCGAUUCAGAUUGGAGACUAGAAUAGGUAUACGCACCUCGCUACCAGGAGCAUUAGUGACUACUGCGUUUCUGACAUAAUCUCUCUCCACAAACUGGCUGGACCUCUAUAGGAAACCCGGCUACAUCCGCAGAUGUUCAGAUGAUGGAGCUCAGCCACUCUGAGGUGCCUCUUUAUGGUCAAAUAACUGUAUUUGCAAAGUUUGGUGAAGAUCUUCAUCUCCCUGAAGAUGCUGAAUUUUACUUUAUUUACAAUGGAUCCAUUCAGAGGCACGUCAUGUUUGCAGAGCGUCUCAAUGCAAAUUCGCUACGGUCUAUUUUUCCAGGUCACAAUUGUCCAGAGGGUGUUACAGUGACAGUGUGUAUGUACACUCACGGCUACUCACCGGUCAUCGUGGCUUGUAGUUCUAUAACGUAUGUGAAGGAUAUGCCAUGUAAUAUUGCACAUUUUCUUAAAAGCCAUUGUGACAAACUAACACCAGUGAGUCAUGAAACCAUUCUCAGCCAUUUUGGACUAACAGUUAAGGAUCUUCAAUUAUUGGACCGAAAUAUAAUGCUGUGUGUGGCCCAUGAGGAACUAACUCCUUCCUGGAAUAUUCUUGGCUCAUAUGCUGAAAAAGAGGGCUUUUGCCAUGAGACACUUCUUCAUUUGAGCAUGAGAUGGGGCCUUAUGCAGCUAUCACAUUUCCUUAUGUACCAGCCAGGUGGAAGCGAAGCGCUCAGGACAGUAAAUGGAGAAGGAGACACACCAUUGGAUCUUGCUGCUCGCAAUGGGCACACUCAAUUGGUUGAAAUUUUGAGGAAUUUUCAGGAUACUCCUCCCCUUGAUUUCUGCACAGCGCCAAUCAAAGUCCAUUCCUUUUUACGGUUCUGUCAUUCAUCUGGAGUUGUAACCUUAACAUUUCUUCAGGCUGCUGGACAUUCGCUGGAGUCUGACCUCGAGCUUUUUAGAAAGUGUUUAUGGGACACACACUUCUUAAAAAAGACGAUAAGUUUAAUUCAGGAUCGCGUUCCUCGAAAUCAGAUGCAGUUUCAUGAAGCAAGUGCAAAACAAGAAAAAAGAAACUCAUCAAUAGAUGUCCUCAAAAAACUGAAAAGCCCUCCUACGUUCCUUGCUGCAGCCAGGCUCUCUGCCAUGCUAAAUGGAAGUGACGAAGUGUAUGCCAAUUGUAUGGUGGUUGAUGAAGUGAAUGAUUCAGAUAUAAGCUAUAUUCAUAUGGACAAUGCCAGCACUGACAUUUCACAUACAGACCAGUCUAGCCCAACACCAGAAAGCUCCACUGUAUGUGAAUCUCCUGAUUGCAGUAGAGAAGGUGGUAAUAGCGAGAAUGGUGGCACGGAUGUAUCAUCUUUCAGUUCAUCAUCCAAGUCCUCCUCAGGAGUAGAACACAGACAAUGUAGAACUCUGGGUUACAGUGCGGAUAGAAGCUCUGCUUAUGCUAUCUUCAAGAAGAGAAGUUCCAGCCUUGAUGGGCUUGAUGCAGACAGUGAGGGAGAAGGGACAUAUGUCAGAUACGGUUCUGCAGCAAAUCAGGAGUCAUCUGGCAGACAAGCUAACAGUGGAGAUGAACUCGAGUCCCUGGAAUCAAAUGCUGAUCAAGAUUUCCCCAUCAGAAGUGCAGGGACCUUGCCUCUGUCACAGGGGAAGGAUCCAUUAGCCGGUGGGGUUAGAUUACGCUCCUAUUCAUGUUCCUCACCAAAGCUUUUAUUAGGUAAAGCUCGAGUAACACGUGAACUUUCUGUUGGUGACCCAAAUGAUGAUGGUGUGGUCAACAGUGGUCGAUCACUUCUUCAGGCUCUAUCAUUAUCUAAAUCAGUAUCUCUUCUUCACCCUCGUAAACAAAGAGCUUACAGUCUUCCGGAGCAGUCAAGAGAAAAAAGGAUUGAAGAAGAAGAAUGGGAUAAAUAUAUGAAUCCUACGAAACCCGAAUCUGAAAAAUACAAAGUGAGUCGCACUUUCAGCUUCUUUCGAAACAGAAUGAGCAGCACACGGAAUAAAAACAAGAACAAAACUAAAGACUCUAAAGAGAAGGAGAAGGAGAAGGAAAAAGUGAACAAGCACCAUUUUGUGCCGGGUACAUUCUCUGGAGUUGUGCCAUGUUUAGUGUGUGAGAAAGCCCUCAUGGGGAAGGAGUCGCUGCAGUGUUCUAACUGCAAUGUAAACGUUCACAAAUGUUGCAAGGAUUCCACCCCUGCUUGUACCAAGAAAUUUCAGGAACGGUAUCACACAAAAAACAAGCAGCCAGCAGUAAUUUCAAAUUCAUCAUUUAAGGAAAUUCCACAACCGGCCCCUUGCUCUGUGUCUCCAACAUCUUCUCUACCUCUUGGAUUUUGUUCUAGCAAGAAAGAUGCCAACCAACCUGUUCAUCCAUUAUCCAACUUUGAUAGAUCAGACCAGUCAGUUGAAUCUGAUGGGGACACCAAUGGCUGGAGAUCUAGGUCGCAAUCAGAGGAACUCUUACAAACCAUAGGAACCCCUCCAUCCAUGGACUCUUUCCCAAUAGAAGAUGUUGUAGAUUCACCUUUAUGGAGUGACUGGAGUGAUUUCAGUAAUGACACAUUAGAGUUUGAGGCUGAGUCAUGGAGUCUUGUCGUGGAUUCGUCAUUCUGCAAUAAGCAAGAAAAAGGUGUCAUCAAGAGGCAAGAUGUUAUUUUUGAACUGAUCCAAACUGAACUGCAUCAUAUCCAGACCCUGCUCAUUAUGUCUGAGAUAUUCAGGAAAGGGAUGAAGGAAGAACUUCAGCUGGACCACAGCACUGUAGACAAGAUCUUCCCUUGUCUGGACGAGCUCUUAGAGAUACACAGGCCGUUCUUCUACAGCAUGAAGGAGAGGAAGCAGGAAUCCAUUGAGGGCAAUGAAAGGAAUUUCAUAAUCAACCGAAUUGGAGAUAUUUUAGUUCAGCAGUUUUCCUCAGACAAUGCAAAUAAAAUGAAGCAAAUUUAUGGGGAAUUCUGCAGCCACCACAUAGAAGCAGUGAAUAUGUUUAAAGAGUUACAGCAGAAUAAAAAGUUCCAGAAUUUUAUAAAGGAAAGGAACAGUAAUCUUUUAGCACGGCGCAGAGGGAUCCCUGAGUGUAUUCUUCUUGUUACACAGAGGAUAACUAAAUAUCCAGUCUUGGUUGAAAGGAUACUACAGUAUACAGCAGAGGGAACUGAGGAGCACAAGGACCUAUGCAAAGCCUUGGCUUUAAUCAAGGACGUGAUUGCAGCAGUGGAUUUGCGAGUCAGUGAGUUUGAGAAAGAACAAAAACUGCUCGAGAUCCUAAAUAAGAUUGAAAACAAAACAUACACCAGGAUGAAGAACGGUCAUGAAUUCAGGAAGCAGGAUAUGAAAAGCAAAGGCAGAGCAUUGCUGCACGAAGGUCUGGUCUUCUGGAAAACUGCUACUGGGCGCUUUAAAGAUAUUCAAGCACUUCUAUUAACUGACGUGUUGCUGUUUUUACAAGAAAAAGAUCAAAAAUGUAUUUUUGCUGCUGUGGAUCAAAAACCUCCAGUUAUCUGCCUUCAAAAACUGAUUGUGAGAGAAGUAGCCAAUGAGGAACGAGGGAUGUUUUUGAUAAGUGCUUCAUCUGCCGGUCCUGAAAUGUAUGAAAUUCAUACCAGCACCAAAGAAGAGCGCAAUACCUGGAUGAGACAGAUUCAGGAGGCUGUACAGAGUUGUCCGGAAGAAGAUGAAGGGAAAACCUCUGAGUCUGAUGAAGAUAAACGUGUUGCAGAGGCCAAAGCAGCAAAAGCUCUGAAGUGCCAAGAGGAUCUCACUGUUCAUGACCAACAACUUUGUAAUUAUUUGGAGGAAAAAUUGCAAAUCUAUGCAGAACUGGCAGCACUUAGCGGAGGACACAGUGUAAAUGCAGAACCACAACUUCUCAUCAAGGCUGAUUCUGGUGAAAUCCCACAGGCUACGACAUUGUUAACAGCAGCACUAAAGGAAGCUGAAAAUCUGUACACUAUUCUGACAUCACAAACGGAAAACAUAUCUUGGUUAUCUGAGGAUUAUGGAAAUUCGAGCACCCCAAAAAGAUGUCUUGCAGCCAAUGCGUUUGAUGAAGCAGCAGAGUUGUCAUGCGAUUCUCUGGCUAUAGAAGAUAAAGCAACUCGGCUAAAUAACUGUGAUGCUGACCUAAACAUUUCUCGGAUAGCGAAUGAGGUGGAUGUGUCUUACACUGAAUACAAGAGUGAACCUGUACAUUUUCACAGCAAUAAUCAGGCUGAGGUUCUACAAGCUAUCCAAAAUCUAACCCGGCUAUUGUACAGUAUACAGGCUACUGUAGCCAUGCAAGAUAGCCAGAUUGAAUUCCAUAAAGUACUUCUUCAAGAACAUGAGCUGGGUAUUAAAAAUCUUUGUACCCGCGGGAACCUUCUGCUGGAACAGGAAAAAUACCGCAACUUGGAGAAACACCGGGGAGACUUGGUUAAUUUGCACAAACUUCAGAACCAAUUUCACCAGGAACAGCAGAGAUGGUCUCGGGAGUGUGACCAGAAACACAGGGAAUACGAUGAAAAAGAGAGCGUGCUCCAUCGCAGGGAGGAGGAGUGUGCGGUACACGAGAGCCGACUACUGGAGAGGCGAGGCGAACUGCAUCAGCAACUUCAGGAAUUCCAGCAAAACCUAGACAGGCUAAAGGAAGGUCAGAGACUUGUAGAGAAGGAAAGGGAAGAGUUGUGUGUGCAGCUCCCGGAGAACUGGAAACACACCCGACAAAGCAGCUUGCCAGGGAUAUGUUCCCACAGUAAAGUACAGGGAGGAAGAAACGCUCAGUCCGACAGUUUACAGUGUGGUGAAUCUGCCUAUAUUAACAACGCUUUGGCUCAAAUAACACUAAACAAUUUUACAUCUACUCCAAAUCCAUCAUAUUUGUUUGGUCACAUUAGUAACAGUUCAAAUGUAGCUCACACCACUGAGAACAAUGCAAUGGACAAUUCUAAUGAACCAUGGAACUCCUUAGUAUCGCGCCAAAGACUUGAAAGCUACUCUGCAAUCUCCAGACACAGCAAUAAAGAUGCCUGUAACAAUGACCUCAAUGCAGCCCAUGUCCUUUACUGCGGCACAAUAUUGGCUUCCUCCUCUGGCGGACAUCAUUUAAAUACAGAUGGACCUUUUUUACAACAGUCCAUAGAAACAGUCAACAGUCCAUCCACUGAUCCAUCACAGAGUGCACACAAUGGAACAAUUGAGGAAAAUAUAGUUUACAUAUGAUUGCAGUGUGAAGAACAUAGCAAUGUAUUGUUUGCUGGUUGAACCUGUAUCCAUUCCCCUUGACUUUUACUAAAGACGCCAAUAUUUUAUUUGUCGGAGUUGUCAUUGAUUGGCAAUUUCUUGAAAUGAUUCAUGUGGAUACAAUUUUGAACAUUAAGUCCUUUCAACACAAAGACUAAAAGCCACAUGUGAAGACCAUAGACCAGCACUAUGAACGGUUACCCAGGUUGUUAAUAUUUGUAUUGUUCUUGUUAAAUUGUCCAACUCUUUCUUGAUGUUUGUGAUGCAGUAUUGGUCCUGGUUUAAAAACAAGUAAUUGCAACUAUAAAGAUUAUUUUCUUGCUUUAGUAGAUCAACUAAAAUAUUCACUAUUUUUUCAGUGUCUACCUGAAGAAAUAUUUGGGGUUUGGAAAGCUCUGCAUCUACACUAUGAAGAAUCAUUUUUGUUUCUCUAAAUUAUUAGUUUUUUUUAUUUUCUAAAUCUGUUACAUGGUGUUCCAGUUAAAGUUUAAUGGACUGAACAUAUAAUUAAAUGGGAAAAAAAGCCUUGUGGACACUUUAAGUGCCCUAAUAUUUAUUGUUUUUCUCAACCUUGACACUAAAAUUAUGCUUUGUAUACUUCUUUAUCUGUGUUUGCAUCAAUUAUUCUUUACAGUCAAGUGUAAUAAUUUCAUCAUAUUUUGCAAGAUUUUGAUAUUCAAUCAAAGGUAAUUACAAAGUUGCGCAACUUCUGAAGUAGUAAAUAACACAUUUUGCCCUGACCACACAUUAUGUAAUGUGAAAUGAAUGCUAAACAACACCAUUUUUUUAUUUGUUUGUUUUGCACAUAUGAAACAAAACAAAAAAGCAUGAUGGAUGUCUACCUACAAUAUUACAUAUGAGUAAGUACUCAUGGUUAUAAUGUAGUUGAUUUUUUUGAGUGUAUGUAUAUGUAUGUGUGUGUGUGUGUAUAUAUAUAUAUAUAUAUAUAUAUAGGUAUAUAUGUGUAUAUAUAUAUAUAUAUAUAUAUAUAUAUAUAACAUAUAAUAAAAGGAGAGAAAAAAAAUCCAUCUACUCAAAAUGAUCUGUUGCUCAGUGAGCUGAUUUUUUUUUUGCUGUUCAAUGUAUAUAUGCAUAUAAAUGCUUUUUAUAUCCAUACAUAUAUGUAUAUUUUAAUAGUUCAGCUUCAUGAAAAUCAAAAAUUGAGAAGUAUUUCCACAUUGGUCUGCUAAGUUAGAUUAGCAUUUUGUGCUUCCAGGAUGAAACUGUACAAUGCAUUAUAUAAUUACUGUCAACCCAUGCACUCAUUAAAAGUGCUGAGCUUUAUUUUACUUAUGAAAUAAUAAAUACCAAUUACACUCCAGUUUAUAUUAUAAUGUUCUAUAACUAGGUAGUGUAGAUAUGCAUGCAUUUCACACCCAUUAAAGGGAUAGUAAACCCACAUUUUUUCUUUUAUAAUUCGGAUAGAGCAUGCAAUUUUAAGCAACUUUCUUAUUUACUCCUAUUAUCAAAUUUUCUUCGUUCUCUUGGUAUCUUUAUUUGAAAAAGUAGGAAUAUAAGCUAAGGAGCCGGCCCAUUUUUGGUUUCAGCACCCUGGCUAGCGUUUGUGAUUGGUGGCUACAUAUAGCAAACUAAUAAGCAAGUGCAACCCAGGUCCUGAAUUAAAAAUGGGCCGGCUUUUAAACUUACGUUCCUGCUUUUCAAAUAAAGAAAAAAAUACCUUUAAUAUUACACUCUUUCCUGCACAGGUUUAUUAUCAUAGUGUACAUUUGAGAAGGGACUAGAUGCCAUCUGGCCAAGAGCAAGGGGUUAUUUUUUUAUUGAUUCCAGAGAUUUCAGCCAAGAAAUUAAACAUUAUCUUUUCUUUGUCUCUAACUUUCCAUAAUUUCAUUGUCUUCAUAUUUUCAGAUUCCCCAUUACAAUAUACAAAAACACAUGAAAUACUUUGGUAAAUCUUUCUUUAUUAUCUAUUGUAUGUACAUUAUUUAUACUUUACAUUUUUUCCCCUUUAAUGUGUUUCCAAUUAUCCAUUUUACCUGCUAGAGAGUAUUCAAUUGUUUAGAAAUAAUUUGCCUUUUUUUGUCAUUUGAAAUGGCUGCUUUUGCUUGUUUAGAUCACCACCUAUACUUUAAGCUUUAAUACUGCCUAAUAGCAAUAGUAAAGCUACGUAAUUAAGUGACAGCAGAAGAAAACAAACCCCCAGCGGCGGUGUAUGAGAAAGGGAGUAGCCCAUUUGAAUACAAUUAACUCUUAUCAACUUUUUGCCCAAGUACAUUAUCCCUUUUACGUGUUCAAACCUAGCAAUCCCUCUCAUCUGUAAAAACUGGAUAACAAUAAUCUAUUGUUUCAAAUAAAUAAAUAUAUUCAACAUUACUUUUAUCUCUCUUGCUGGCUAUUAAAAGGACACUCAAGUCAAAAUUAAACUUUCAUUUUUCUCAUUGAGUACACAAUUUUAAAUAACUUUCUAAUUAAUUUACAUUAUCUAAAUGUGCACAAUAUUUUUAUACGCACACUUUCUGAGGCACCAGCUCCUACUGAGCAUGUGCAAGAUUCACAGAAUGGCUGAUGUCUAUCACAUGAUGCAGUAGGAGGGAAAAUAUAACUUUAAAAUUUGUCAGAAAUAAAUCUACUACUCUUUAUUUGAAAUUGUCUUUUUAGUAUGCAUUUACUGAUUAUGCUAUUCUACUGUGUUUAGUUGUCCUUUAAGUAAGAGGUAAGUAAUGCACUGUAAUUAUUUAGAUUUUUUGGUUAAUAUUCUAGCUAAGUAGGGAAUACAAAAAUGAAGAUCUUUCCUCUAGAUUUAUCCUGUAAUCAGAAACCUUGCUAAAUGUAUCUUUUUUUUCCUGACAACCCUUACCAUGAAAGUCAGCGAAAUCUUAAAUUCAAUUUUAACAACUUUUUGUUUCAUUUUCUUAAUUUAGGAGUCUAAAGUUUGUAUGACAAGUGCAAAUACAAUUGAAGUUAAAGGAUAUCCCUGUCUAGUUCUACUUAUUUAAUUAUUUAAUAAUCCCAGACACAUGGAAGCUAAAUUUAUAUUAAGAAUGUAUUUAGGAAGUCCCAGUUGAUUCUAACAUUUUUAGCAUCUGACAUGUUAUUCUUAUACCACUGCAAAGAAAAUUAUAUUAAUUUAUAUUGUCUACCUUUUGCUGCCUUUUAUAUAUUCUUCUUGGUAUAUCAACUUGGGAAUGUACCUUUAUUUUUUAUUUGAUUGCUUACUAUAUAUAGCUUUAAAUGGUUUAUUUAAAAUAUCCAGAUUAGUAAAUGUAUUAGAAAAUGUUGGUGGUUCUGUUGAAGCACAACAUUUUGCUUGCGGGCUAUUCUUCAAUAAGUAACAUUGCAUUAAAAAGGCUACUUAGUAUUGUCUCUGGAUUUUAAGCAGCUGCUGAGUGGCUUGUUUCCUUUAUGGUAAUGUUUUGUUUCCCAAACUUGAUCAUUGAAUUCAUAAUACAGAUUCGUAUAUACUAUAUCUUUAUAACAAUUUCUAUAUACUACUACUAUAUUUAAAAAAAAAAUAUUUCUAAGAACCUCAAAAUUAACAAGCUGACCUCUUAUGAAAAUGUAAAAAGCCAUAAAUUAAUAUUAAAAAAUAUUUUUUAUGCUUUAUUUAAAAAACCUGUUACAUGUCCUUACUUUUUCACUAGUUAAGUAAUCUUCAUUAACGCUCCUUACAUUUGAUUUAAAGGGACAUUAAACAUUUGAUUUAAAGGGACAUUAAACCCAAACAUUUUCUUUCAUGAUUCAUAUGAUUCAUAUUCAUACGUAUGUAAACAGCUUUACAAUUUACUUAUAUUAUUAAUGUUGCUUCAUUUUCUUGGAAUCCUUUCUUGAAGAAGCAACAUUCACAAUAGGCAUAUAUGUGUAGCCUCCAAUAACUAGCUAGCUCCCAUCUCCUGAGCCUAUCUAGGUCUGCUUUUCAACAAAGGAUAAGAAGAGAUCAAAGCAAAAUAGGUAAAAUAAUUACAUUGGAAAGUUGUUUAAAUUUGUGUGCUGUGAAUUAUGAAAGUAAAAUGUUGGGUUUCAUGUCCCUUUAAGUCUUCUUAUCAUACUAAAAUUUUAAUAUUUAUAUCUAGGCUUUUUUCUUCUGAAGUCUGAAUAAUAGUUUAAAAAAAUUUAGGCAAAAAACUAAAAGGUUAAAUAUUUUGCAUUUUUUGUCUUAAUUAUUCUCAGGGAUUAUUUUCUUUUGAUUACAAUUCAGGAAUACAAUUGCCACCAAAAAGUAGAUAACAUUGCAAUACUUCCUCAAAUCUAUUACGUUAGUUGUUUUAGUUUUAAUAGGUUUGCACAUCAUAUAUAGCUUACAGAUCCAUCCAUCUCUCAAUAAAUGGAGUUAUAAAUGAGACUUUAAGCCUCCUUACUUGAAAAUGAAUGUGACUCCUAUUAAAAUAUUUUAUGUAUAAAAUUUAAUUAAAUAUGUUUAUCAAUUUUUUGUAAAUUAUUUUUUAUUUUUUACGUUAAUUAUCGGACAUUCUAAAGCCAUAGUCAGUCAGAUUCUAUUAACUCUCGCAAAACCUACCAUGUUUAUGUUCCAUUAUCUUUACAUAUUCUGUCACUAAUUCUACGCUCUCUGUUUAUGUUGUGUGUGUAUUGUAUAUGAAUAAUUCUUGUAGAUUAUCAUAGUCAUCAGUAAUAACUGUGCUAAAAAUAGUUUUAAGAAACGCCAAAUAGUAUUAAACCAGCAAUGUUUUAUCAAAUGAGAAUACUAUUUUUAUCAAGUCAAUUUUCUGUGAUAUUCUAAUGUCGGCACUCUGAGUUUUUACCAUUUGAAACAUGAUCAAUUUCUAAUUGUUGAUUAGUUUUCAAUGUGCAGUUAGGGUAUUGGUUAUCAUACACAGAUAAUUUUUCACUAUUUUGUUCUUCUUUAAAUAUUUGUCUAUUAAUUUGUAUGUAAAAUUUUAAAAAUGUUGUACGUUCCAGCAAACGUGUAGGACAACAUCUGUAAAAUGUUCUUCAGUAUCAGGUUUGUUUUUGCUCCAAGACAGAUCUUUCUGUAGAUUAAUAGGUGACUGAUUUAUUUUAAAAGUGUGCAAUUGGAAAAAAAAAAGAAACGAAAAAAAAGGUAAUUUUGUUUGCACUUUGAGACAAUUUUGCACUGACCAAAACAUGCUUUAAUGAAAUUUUUUCUUUGUUUACAGUUUUAGAAAUGUGUCCUAAUUCUCUACAUAUAGACACAAAUAUACUCAACUUUACAAUUUAUACAUAGAUUUUAAAAUCAAAUGUAAAAAUUACCCAUGACUGCAGUAACACAAAUAUACCUAAAUGUUUUUUGCCCCCAAGAAUUUCAGUAUAAUGUUGUACUAUAUAAGUAUAUUGGUUUUAUUAAUCCAUAAAUUGUCUUUGUAUUGUUAUAAAAAAGUAAUAUUUUUUCCCAACAUCAAUCUCUUUUAAUGGGACCAGCGAUAAUGUUAUGCUAUAAAGCGUUGAGUAGAUUUUGCAACAUUUAAAGGAAAAACAUAGAAUAUUGAAACCUGUGACACUACAUAUAAAUAUGUUUAAUAACAUUGUCCUUGCUGUAGUUUCCUUUUUAAUACAUUCCGGGCAUCUGAACAUUUAUCAAGUUAUGAUAUCUAUUUGUACUACAAAAAAUAUUUCUUAAACAUCAUUGUUCAAUACCAGUAAAUAAAUACUCAAUAUACCUGUGUAAAGUUGAAAUAUAUUUAAUAAAAUUAUAUUUAUUGAAA
This is a messenger RNA of Bombina bombina (fire-bellied toad), 11307 nucleotides long. It is a transcript of the gene ARHGEF28, whose product is annotated as Rho guanine nucleotide exchange factor 28. The coding region runs from base 596 to 5650 and encodes 1684 amino acids. Gene Ontology annotation, biological process: regulation of Rho protein signal transduction. The transcript has 35 exons. The record is from RefSeq and is a predicted model, not a curated record. Lineage: Eukaryota; Metazoa; Chordata; Amphibia; Anura; Bombinatoridae. Gene Ontology annotation, molecular function: protein binding; guanyl-nucleotide exchange factor activity.